Messenger RNA from Bactrocera neohumeralis, 1078 nucleotides. RefSeq names its product exosome complex component MTR3 (gene Mtr3). Lineage: Eukaryota; Metazoa; Arthropoda; Insecta; Diptera; Tephritidae. The transcript has 4 exons. The record is from RefSeq and is a predicted model, not a curated record. Gene Ontology annotation, biological process: poly(A)-dependent snoRNA 3'-end processing; nuclear mRNA surveillance; U4 snRNA 3'-end processing. Bases 116 to 997 code for a protein of 293 amino acids. Gene Ontology annotation, cellular component: nucleolus; cytoplasmic exosome (RNase complex); nuclear exosome (RNase complex).
AUUUAACACGUUAAUAGAUGUCACUUGUUUGUACUUUUUCAAAUUAGCUUUGUUUAUACUUGCUAAGAGAAAACUUUUUAUUUAUACUACUAAUAAUUUCUCAAGAUAAAUUACUAUGCCACCUCCAUCUGCUAGUCGAAAGUUUAUGUAUCCUGAACAAUCAGUUCCAUAUUCGGUAUAUAUAAAACAAGAACACCCUGAUGAAUUAUUUGCCAAACUUGAGAAACCGAGCAAAUUGCAAUUGGAGGAGAGACCAACAUUCUUAAAAGUUGGUGCACUUGCAACAGUCAAAGGUUCCGCAUACAUGGAAUAUGGCAAAACGAAGGUAAUGGCAUCGAUUGAACCUCCACGUGAGUUGAACAAGCAGACCAAGAAAAUUGGAACUUUGGGUUUAGUUACGUGCACAUUAAAGUAUGCCCCAUUUGCCGUGAAGGAUCCAGCAUGUAUACCGAGAAAGGAAACUUCUAUGGCGUUAGCCUUAAAAAAAGCUUUGGAACCUGUUAUUUGUCGUCACGAAUUUCCAUAUUUUCAACUUGAAAUAAAAGUAUUAAUAAUAGAUGAUGACGGAUGCGCACUUAGUACAGCAAUUAAUUGUUGUGGUGCGGCUUUGGUAGAUGCUGGUAUUGCUACAUAUGACCUAAUAACAGCAUCGACGGUGUGCAAAUAUAAAGAUGUGGAAUUCGUAAAUCCAAACGCUGUUAUCGAACAAUUGGUUUCAACGAUAACCAAUUCUGAAAGCGAUGAAGAACAUGGCAUCGUUGUUACCGCUAGUUUGGCCGCAGUUGACCAAAUAACUGAAUGUUUUCAAAAGGGAUAUUUUAAGCCGGAAACGCUCCAACAACUAACGGAUCAUACUUUGGCUAUCAAUGAACGAAUAUUGGAUACAGUACGUUAUGUGUUAUUUAACAAGGUCAAAACACUAUUGGAAAAAGAAAAAGAUGCAAGAGAAGUAAUUGAAACUAUCAAUGCUAUUACUGAGAGUACAGUUGCGGAGUAAAAAAAAAUAUAAAGCUGUUUUACGAAUUAGAAAAUGUUUAUUUUUGGAAAACUACAAUAUAUCAACAUUUAUAUAGUGAAA